ACUACUCAUUGCAAAUUGUAUAGUCAAAGUAAAACCAAAUAGACGAAUCAAUAUCACAGUUGUUAAUACAUCCGAAGAAACAGUUGUACUCCAUCCCAAUCUAAAUAUUACCUUGCAAGCUCUAGACGAACAAUCUAUACCAGUUCUCACAUCAGCAAUUCCCUCUAACACUUAUACUAGAACUAAAGAAGUCCUAAAUCAAUUAAGGACCUCCCAUCUUAAUGACGAAGAAAGGGAUGCUCUACUACAAGUAUGCUCACAAUACUCUGACAUUUUCCAUCUCCCAAACGAACAAUUAACAUAUACUACAUCCACUGAACAUAAAAUUAGAACAAACUCCGAUAUACCUAUCCAAACUAAAUCAUAUCGUUUUCCCGAAUGUCAUAAAAAGGAAGUAGAAAACCAAAUAAAUAAAAUGCUAGAUCAAAAAAUAAUUAUACCGUCAAACUCACCCUGGUCUUCGCCUAUUUGGGUAGUCCCCAAAAAACUAGAUGCUUCGGGGCAACGCAAAUGGAGAGUCGUUAUCGAUUACAGAAAAUUAAAUGACAUAACAAUAGGGGAAACUUACCCCAUUCCACAAAUAACUGAAAUACUAGAUCAAUUAGGCAAGAGUCAGUACUUUACAACAUUAGACCUGGCUUCAGGAUUUCAUCAAAUUCCUAUUGCUGCUGAAGACGCACCCAAAACCGCAUUUUCCGUACCCCAAGGACAUUUUGAAUUUACGAGAAUGCCAUUUGGCCUUAAAAAUGCUCCUUCGACAUUCCAAAAACUUAUGAACACUUGCCUGUCUGGACUUCAAGGCUCUCGCUGCUUCGUGUAUCUCGACGAUAUUGUCGUUUAUUCCCCUGAUUUAGCUAGUCACAUUCAGAACUUAUCCGCUGUAUUCGAAAAACUUAGAACUUAUAAUCUUAAGCUUCAACCAGACAAAUGCGAAUUCUUAUGCAAGGAGGUUGCAUACCUAGGUCACUUAAUAAAUAACGAUGGAGUGCAACCGAACCCCGAAAAAAUAAAAGCUAUCACUGAAUUCCCAAUACCGAAGUCCCCCAAAGACAUAAAAUCAUUUCUGGGUCUUGUAUCUUAUUAUAGACGAUUUAUUCCAGAUUUUUCCAAACUCGCGAAACCCUUAACAUCCCUUCUAAAAAAGGACGCAUCUUUCAAAUGGCAUAACGAACAACAACUCGCUUUUGAAACAUUACAAAACAAAUUAACCACUUCACCGAUAUUAGCAUAUCCCGAUUUUUCACAGCCCUUUCUAUUAACAUGUGACGCCUCUAACUUCGCCAUAUCCGCAAUCCUUUCUCAGGGUCAGAUCGGUAAGGAUCGGCCUAUUGCUUUUGCUUCCCGCACUCUUAACAAAGCUGAAUGCAAUUAUAGCGUCACAGAAAAAGAAUGUCUCGCUAUUAUUUUCGGCACGAAAGCCUUUCGACCAUAUCUCUAUGGCCGUAAAUUCACUAUCGUAACAGACCACAAACCACUUCAAUGGCUUUUUAACUGUAAAGACCCGGGAUCUAGACUAGUUCGUUGGCGCCUAAAACUAGAGGAAUUCGAUUAUAAUAUAAUCCAUAAGAAAGGAAAAAUUAAUACCAAUGCUGACGCUCUGUCCCGAUUCCCAAUUAAUCCAAUAGAUGUACCAUCUCCCGACUCUUUACCUACAAGCCCUAAUGAUUUAAUCGAUAACCCUUUGGAAGACCCCCUCUUAGAUCUACCCUCUUAUAUACCGUUCACAUUCGAUGAUAAUGAAUUAUUAAACAACGACACUAAUCGUAAACAGGAUACUAUUCCCGAGUCUGAUACUGCUCAUGACGCUAUCCCUACUCAUACCGAAGACAGUUUACCAGAACUUAUAGACCUAGGACCACUUGACCUUAGCCCACAGAGUAUUGAUAUAAACCCCAAUUUUGAUAACAUCGAAAUACCUUCGCCAACAGAAUCUAACACUAAAUCAGAAGCAAACGACGAAGACUAUUCCAAAUUUUUGAAAUCAAUAUCGCGUAAAGAAUUUAAAACAAAUACCAUUAUAACUGAACAUAACGAAAACUUACUCAAAUGCCCUUAUAAAACUAUAUUAAUACCCACUUCAAUCGACUUAGACGAAUCAAACCCGUACAUCUCUGAAAUACUCUCUAGUGAUAAAGACAAAGACGAAAUUCUUAACGCUGAAAAAGAGCUCCAUUCCUUCCUGAAAAUAAACUUAGAAAAUAAAGAUAUUUACCUAAUUUUUACUAAAGUUCACCAUUUCGACGAAUCAUCUUAUCCUGAUAUAUACAACACCCUGAAACGAGCGAGAAAUGACAUCAUACUAGACUCAUCGAUCACAGAUAUAGCUACCUCUGACUUCAAAAACCCUUUCGACCGACAUUCCUACACUAAAAUCUACAAUAUUUUGACUUACCUGUUUCACGACACUCCAAUCCGCAUACACGUUUACGUAAAUAAAAUAAUUUAUCCUACAUUGAGUGAAAUACCCAAAAUACUAAGGGAAAACCACGAUAUUCCAAUCGCCGGGCACUUAGGCUCAUCACGAAUGUAUUCUAGGAUUAAAGAACAAUUUUAUUGGAAGGGAAUGAGAAGUGACAUAGAAAACUAUAUCAAGAAAUGCAAAUCCUGUCAAGAAAAUAAAGCCCUUAGGAAACUUAAUCGCGCCCCUAUGGAAAUAACCACUACUUCCACUGCACCAUUUCAAAGAAUAGCAUUAGACAUAGUAGGACCCCUACCUGAAUCUGGUACAGCAAAGCUGAAAUAUAUACUCACCAUACAGGAUGAUUUAUCAAAAUAUUCUGUCGCUUAUCCGCUACGCAGCACAACAGCUGAAGAAUCAGCUGAUUGUUUAAUCCAUUUCGUCUCUCUCUUCGGUAUUCCUAAAUCAAUACUUACCGAUCAAGGUACUAAUUUUACCUCUGACCUUUUUAAAACCACUUGCCAAUUCUUAAAGAUAAAACUACUCUGGGCAUCACCCUAUCAUCCACAAACGCAAGGAGCUCUCGAACGCAGCCACUCUACACUUAAAGAGUACUUAAAAUCAUUCAUUAAUAAUAAUCAAGACAAUUGGCCUACCUACGUAUAUACCGCUAUGCUUACCUACAAUACGACAAUUCAUUCCACCACGAAAUUUACACCUUACGAACUAGUCUUUGGCCAUAAACCAUUCAUUCCAAACUCGAUAUACGAAACCACACCUAAUACAACAUAUUCGGAUUACAUAAGAAUGUUACAACACAAAUUCAAAUUUACUAGAGAAAAGGCAGUAGAAAAUAUUCUAAAAUCUAAGGAACAUUCAAAAGCUUACUACGACAAUCACACUAAACCGCCGCCCAAUUACAAGGUUGGCGACCUAGUUUAUCUUAAGAAUCAUUUACGACUAAGGAAAGCCUUAUCUCCCAUUUGGAAAGGACCAUAU
Molecule: messenger RNA, 3397 nt
Organism: Helicoverpa zea (corn earworm)
Lineage: Eukaryota; Metazoa; Arthropoda; Insecta; Lepidoptera; Noctuidae
Exons: 1
Biological process (GO): DNA integration
Molecular function (GO): nucleic acid binding
Source: RefSeq, a predicted model, not a curated record